This is a messenger RNA of Metarhizium acridum CQMa 102, 1077 nucleotides long. RefSeq lists its product as uncharacterized. NCBI's taxonomy places the organism in Eukaryota, Fungi, Ascomycota, Sordariomycetes, Hypocreales, Clavicipitaceae. Gene Ontology annotation, molecular function: oxidoreductase activity. Gene Ontology annotation, cellular component: mitochondrion. The record is from RefSeq and is a predicted model, not a curated record.
AUGGCGAAUGAUACGCAGCCAACAACAAAAAAGGCAGUCAUAUCUGCCUUCGGCGACGUCUCCAACAUCGACAUUAUCACGGAACCAAUACCGCCCCCGUUGCAAAAUGAAGUCCAAGUUGGCGUCAUCUACAGCGGCUUCUCCGGAGCAGACAUCCACAUGCGCCUGGGCCGGUAUCCCAGGCAGCCCUCCGCACCCCUUACACCGGGAUACUGCUUCGUCGGCCGCGUCAGGGCCAACGGCUCCGCGUGCACCAAGUUCCAGGUCGGCGACCGGGUUGCCGCGCUGACGGUGUACGGCUCCCAGUCCGAGCUGGUCAACAUCCCGCAAGGCAAACUGAUACCCGUCCCCGCCGACAUCGACUCGCAAGUUGCCUGCGCCCUGGUUCUCGACUGGGCAACCGCGUACGCCAUGGUCUUCAACACGGCCAGGGUGGCCGAGAAGCAGCGCGUCUUUGUCCACGGUCUAAGCGGCGCCGUAGGCCAAGCCAUCAUGUCUCUGUCGCAAUUGCAAGGAGCCGCAGUCUACGGCACAUCAUCGGAAAGAAACCACGAGGACCUCAAGAGGAUGGGUGCUGUGCCCUUCUCAUAUAAAGACCAAAAGUGGAUCAAGGAGAUGCAGAACCUGGGCGGUGCCCAUGUGGUCUUUGAUGCCCUCGGUUUUGAAAGCUUCGACCGGUCGUACUCUAUUCUGUGCCACCAUGAGCCGGCUCGACUGGUUGGAUACGGGGCAAAUCUGCCGUAUCUCGGCGAGGACAAGGGCAAAUUUGAAUCACCGGUCCCGAGUGUCGUCAAGCUGUUGAUGCGCAAUGCUGCGGUGUGGAGCAACAAGUCGACGAGGUUUUACGACAUUAGCAAAGACAAGGACUUUACCGAGAACCUGGCCCGACUUAUGCAGUUGGUACAGCAAGGCGAGCUCAAGGUUCCUAUCAAGCAGGUCUGGGGGUUGGAUGAUAUUCGCGAGGCGCAUAGCGGUUGGGGCAAGGCUCGUGGGAUGGGGUCCGUUCUCAUUCGCGUCGCUAACGAAGUGAGCUUGCCGUCCAUCGAAGUGUCUGCUGUUGCAGAGUCAGGGGUUUAA